Messenger RNA from Camellia sinensis, 1971 nucleotides. NCBI's taxonomy places the organism in Eukaryota, Viridiplantae, Streptophyta, Magnoliopsida, Ericales, Theaceae. The record is from RefSeq and is a predicted model, not a curated record.
AUGACAUGGAAUGUUAGAGGUCUAACAAGACCAGGAAAAAGGAGGAAAAUAAAGGUAAUGAUAAAAGAUGAAGGAAUUGAUGUAGUGCUAUUACAAGAAACAAAAAAGAGUAGCAUGGAGGAAGAGUUCAUUAAGCAGAUAUGGUCAUUUGAAAAGAUGGAGUUCAUGGGAGCGGAUACAGAAGGUACUACAGGAGGUGGAGAUUUUAAUGAGAUUACGUAUAUUAGUGAAAGAAAUGGAUGCUCAAGAAUGGAGAGAGGCAUGACUGAUUUUAAUGGGUUAAUUGAUCAGUUAAGUCUAGUGGACUUGCCUAUGUUGGGAAGAAGUUUCACAUGGUGUAAUGAUCAAGAUGGGGAGAGAUGGAGCAGGAUAGAUAGGUUUCUCUUGGAUAGUAGGUGGUUUGAGGAAUACUUAUUUAAGCAAUGGGGACUGCCCAAAAGUAUAUCUGAUCAUUGCCCAGUAUUGUUAAAGGAAUGUAAGGAGGGUAGUAAGAAGUCUAGUGUGAAUUUGAGUAGGAGAAAAGGGAGCUUAUGGCAUCAAAAAUCUAGAAUGGUGUGGGCUAAAUGUGGUGAUAAGAAUACAAGGUUUUUCCAUAUGAUGGCAAGUUCUAGGCAAAGAAAAAAUAUGUUGGAUUCGGUUGUGGAGGGGGGGAGUGAGAAUGAUAAUCUGGUAGUAGCAUUCACAGAGCAAGAGAUUUGGGAAGCUAUACAUGAUUAUGAUGGGAAUAAAGCUCCUAGGUUAGAUGGGUUUAACAUGGCUUGUAUUCAAAAGUGCUGGAAGAUAAUGAAGAGUGAGACUCUGCAGUUCCUGACUAAAUUUCAUGAGAAUGGGAAGCUGGUCUUACGUUUGAAUAAUUCUUUUAUCACUUUGAUACCAAAGAAAGAGAACCCAAGUGAUUUAGGUGAUUACAGACCAAUCAGCCUUGUUAAUUUAGUCUAUAAAAUUUUAGCUAAAGUCUUGUCUAAAAGGUUAAAGAAAGUAAUGCCAUCAAUGAUUAGUGAAGUCCAUAAAUUGGGAAUUUCUUUUUUCAAUGAUGAUGAAUUUUGGUUUUGGGGAAAAAUGGUGAAGUGGAUCAAAACAUUCAUAUCAUCAGCUAAAAUUUCUGUAUUGGUAAAUGGUUCUCCAUCCGCUGAAUUUGUACCUCAAAAAGGGCUUAGGCAGGGUGAUCUAUUAUCACCAUUCUUGUUCCACAUUGCUGCUGAAGGUUUGAAUUUGCUGAUUAAAAGGGCAAAGAAGUUGGGUUAUUUAAGAGGGGCAACUAUAGAGCCUACUGAGUUGAUGCUUUCUCAUUUGCAAUUUGCAAAUAAUAUUGUUAUUUUUUGUGCGGCGGAUAGGGUAGAAUUGGUCAAUAUAAAGAGAAUCUUAAGGUGUUUUGAGUUAAUGUCUGGGUUAAAAAUUAACUUCCACAAGAGUGUGUUGAGUGGGGUUGGUGUUAAUGAGGAGGAUAUCAAAGAUUUUGUCUCAGUCCUGCACUGUCAUAGCCAAAAGCUUCCUAUUACUUAUUUUGGGGCAAAUCCAAGAAGAAAGAGUACUUGGAAACCAGUGAUUGAGAAGGUCAAGAAGAAAUUGGCUUCAUGGAAAGGAAAAAUGCUCUCUUUUGCUCGUAUAAUCACACUGAUUAAGUGGACAGGAGUCAAAUUCAGUAAAGUGAUUCUUAGAAUGUGGAAAGUGGUACCUUUAGCUGUGUUGUGGUCAUUAUGUAAAGCAAUGAAUGAUGGUCUUUUUAGUGGCAAACCAAUAGAUUGGAUUGAAUUAGCAGAGUUAGUGAAGAGAAUGGUUGGUAGCCUUGUUGCCACUACUGUUCUGGGAAUGUCUGUGGUGUUAGUGUUUCUUGUGGUCUACGAAGAAAGGUGUAUUACAGGGGAGCUUCUGUGGUAUUGCUACUGCUACUCUGCUGGUUGGGAGCAUUAUGUCACUGCCCCUGCUAUUUUGGGAGUGUUUGUGGUGAUUGUGCCUUCCUUUUGUCUAUGA